UCUCAAAAUGCUGGAAUGUGUAAUUCCCCGUCCACGAGAUGCCAACUCCUCCCCCGAGGCUGGCACUUGGUACGUCCCAGCUCCCUCCCUGCCGCCUAUUGGUCGCGGCCGGCCUCCAGGAAGCAGGCGCGCGCGCGCGGGGCCUGGGACCGCCUGGUCCGCAGCAGCCGCUGCUGCGAUGCAUUGUGGGGCAGCGGCAGCAGAUCCAAGAUGGCGGCCAGCAGGAGGCUGAUGAAGGAGCUUGAAGAAAUCCGCAAGUGUGGAAUGAAGAAUUUCCGUAAUAUCCAAGUUGAUGAAGCUAACUUAUUGACUUGGCAAGGGCUUAUCGUUCCGGACAACCCUCCAUAUGACAAGGGGGCCUUCAGAAUCGAAAUCAACUUCCCGGCAGAGUACCCAUUCAAACCUCCUAAGAUUACGUUUAAAACAAAGAUCUAUCACCCGAACAUCGAUGAAAAGGGGCAGGUUUGUCUGCCGGUAAUAAGUGCUGAAAACUGGAAGCCAGCCACCAAAACUGAUCAAGUAAUCCAGUCCCUCAUAGCACUGGUGAACGACCCCCAGCCCGAGCACCCACUCCGGGCCGACCUAGCUGAAGAAUACUCUAAGGACCGUAAAAAAUUCUGUAAGAACGCGGAAGAGUUUACAAAGAAAUAUGGUGAGAAGCGACCAGUGGACUAAAAACAAAACAAAAAAAAUCAAAAUCAAAAAUCUGACAGAGUUGAUGUCAGCAAUGUGUGUUGAGAAGACCUGGAGCAGUGCAUUUCAGACACACCACAAAAGCAGGACUCUCUGGAAAAUUGGCAAGUGCCACCUUUCGGUGUCCACUUGUGGCUGUUACUAACUUUCUACAGUUUCUUAAUCAAAAGUGGUCUAGGUAACCUGUAAACAAUGGAUUAAAAUUAAGAUGUUCUAGUUCUGCUUUCUUUGUUUAAAAUCACUGCUUCAAUAUACUUUCAAGGAUGCUGUUUCCUUUUUUUUUUCUUGUCAGAAUUUAUCGAAAAUAUCUUAGACUUAAUCUGCCCUUAAAAGUUCAAAAGGUUGUGGCUGUUAUUUCUGAUUUUCCUCUGCAAUCCCUCCUUCCCAUGCAAUUUGUUUUUCUCCUCUCCUCCCUUCCCCACAGACUCACACACUUAUGUCUUAGCAAAAUUAUAUUGUCCCGGUUUGGAAAAAGAAAAGGAGAAGGAGUUGAAUAUUUGGCAUUUCCCCUCCUUUCCCUCUUCACCAUUGCAUUGCUCUUUGCAAAACUUGAUCUCAAGUUUCUCUUAACUUCGUCUUGUCACGUAAAUACACCGCAUUGACUCCAUACACUUGAGCAUUUUUUCUGAUGUUACUAUAAUUAUGUUUAUUAAACAGGGAACUCCAAGCUUUGUGUGCUUGAUUGAAUUGUGAUAUGGAUUAGGCCUUGCUUCGGGGGAAUUUUUGACACCUGACGUUCUGUAACAAAGUAAUAUUGGGAUGUGAUUUUUUAAAAAAAAAAUUCAGUUGUAUUCUUAGUAUCUAUGCAGAGUACCUAGAAUAAUGAUUCAGAAUAGCGUUGCAAAGCAGUUUGGGGAGAAAAUUCAGAUUAGGGACCAAGAGGUACCAAAAUGAGGACAUGGUUGUUGUCCCCUCACCAAUUCCUCCACCCUUCGAAGAGGGGCAUUGCAGAAGGAGUAUUUCUUGAAAAUUUGGAAAAGCAAAUUUGUAAUCAUCUGGCGACACUGAUCUAACCUAUGACUUGUCUCCUGUGGAAUGGAAAACCAAUGUUCCCCUAAUAACAGCUUGCGUGAUUGUUGUCGAAAUCAUGAGGGACUUCCAUUAAGCAAUAAGUGGCCAGUAGUUGGACAUAUCCGCUACCACUGUUCAUAAGAUUCCAGGAGUAAAUGCAGCAUUCUAGAAUGAUACAAGCUAACAGAGCUUUUUUUUAAAAAAAUGCCAUCCUGCUAAAUUCAAGUGACAUUCUUCUCAUUCAGAACGGAAUCCCCUUUGCAUUUUAGGAUUAAUGUUUUGGGCUUAGGACGCCAUUCAAACGUCUGGGCCACGUGACCAAGACCCAUGUUUUAAAUGUCAGGUUUAAGCAAGCAUUUGGCCCCAUCCUCAUGAAAUCCAAAGAGAGCAAGACGUACAUAUCAUUCUGUUUGGCAUCUGUAAGUCCCUCCCCACUUUGGUGAAUGACUGCCAGGAAUCUGGAACCAGUCGUUGCCUUUGCCACGUUAUGGGGCUCAUAUAUGUCAGGGCCGAAGUGUUAAUGUCCAGGCUUUUAAUGUUUGUACCUCCUCUCUCUCCCUCCUGCCCUAUGCCAGCUUUUGAUUUUGAUAAGGAUUGACAGCCAAGUACCUCUCUUGAUAAGUAGAAAACAAAACCAACCCACAAACUUCUUUCUUUUGGGGGUAUGAAGCAUCUGUUUUAAGUGUUCUUAGGGGGGGAAAUAUUCUUUGGUAGAUGAGUAAAAUUUAAAAAAAACUACCUUUACGUAACGGACACUUGCAUUUCCUAAGUGUGUGUGUUCAGGCUUGGUGACCAGCACUGUCUAUUACCAAAAUUUCCACUUUUUUGUGUCCUCAUUUGCAGAAAGUUGGUAUUGACUUUGUUUCAUUCACGCUACGCAGAUUCAAAAAUAAACGAAAAAUGCCAAAUUUUAUCUGUCACGCUGACGUGUAUGUAAAUCCCAAACCUGGUUCCGAACAAACCCUAUUUGUUUUCCACCUGUUGGUUGCCUUUGUCGCUGCCCUCAUCGCAUAUGCCGCUCCCGACCCAUGCCUCACUAUUGUAACUUUGAUGGGGCAAAAUAGAUCUUCUAUAUCUCUCUUUUCAAGUGUAAACCUCUCAGGUCAAACUGCCUAUAUGUGAACUGGUGCUCUCUGAAAAAGGAACGGAAGAGCCGAGGCGGAGGGAAGCAUUUAAUCUUUCACCAUUAGGUACCAAAACAUUAUAUAUGUGUGUGUGUUCAAACAAUGGUAACACCUCAGAACACUGGGUUUGUGCAGAAAAUGUUUUACAUAAACCCAGCGCAAAAAGUAAAUUUUGUAGUCCUGGUAGUGCGCACUUUUGAAGCUUCCCUGGCCGUGCUUCUCUUAGGCCAUAUCUGUAUCAGCAAGCAGCCUGAUACCUGGGACAUUUAAAUUGCACCUAAGAAAAUCCGAAAUGUUUGACCUGACAGCUCCAUAUGCUAAAGCUUCUUUUGUUUCAGGGUACUUACCUUCUUCACCUUUGCUCCUCGAGACUUCUGCUUUUUGCCAAUCACCAAAAAGUGAGGUUUUUUUCAGUUGAAGACAAGGCAUGCAAAUAGCCAAGGUGAAGAGAAAAGUUGAAGCAAUGUAAAACAAAUCUCAAACAGUAGGGUGCUUCAAAGAGGUGAGCCUCCGUAGCUGAGACAUCCUUCCAGCUACCUUUCCAGCUUUUGGUAGAGAUUUUGAACAGGCCUUGGAGUUACUUGCACUCACAAAGCAACUCCAUAAGGGCAGCAGAAGCUGGCAAGUCCAAGGCCUCUUCCAUUUGGCACAGAAGAGGUGCGGCUUGUGGGGAGGCCGUGGCCCAGGUGUCCCUUUUGCGUAACUGAGGCAUGCGUGGAUGCCAAAUAGUGAAGCGUUUCCAACUCAGGCGUUCACACUUUGGUUCCCUCCCCCAUCUGGUUCCCGAAAUGAAGCUGAAUCCUAACUGUGUAGUUUUGAGAUCUCCUCAAGGCUACACUGCCUUUCUUGUACUGGUAUAGGCUUUCUUGCAAUUCCAUUCUGCUACGCUGAAUAAAAAAAUGCUCUCAAA
Messenger RNA from Anolis sagrei ordinatus, 3738 nucleotides. RefSeq names its product ubiquitin conjugating enzyme E2 L3 (gene UBE2L3). The record is from RefSeq and is a predicted model, not a curated record. Lineage: Eukaryota; Metazoa; Chordata; Lepidosauria; Squamata; Anolidae.